UUGAAAGAAAUGAUCAAAAUUCAAAAAUGAUAAAAGAAAAUACUGAAGCUAUAAAACCACCUGAAAAAGUUGAUGACUUUUUGUUGUCACUGUUUAAAGCGUUGGACAGGCAGAAAUCUAAAGAUGAACGAAAAACAGUGGAAAAAAAAAUAGUUGUUCGGAGAUUGCCCCCAACAAUGACCGAAGAAAGAUUUCUCAAUGAGGUGUCUCCUCUGCCUGAAUUCAAUUAUAUGUAUUUUAUACCUGGUGAUCCAAAUGCAGUGCCAUUCCAUCAUUCAAGGGUUUAUAUCAAUUUUCUUAAAGAAGAUGAUAUGUAUAUGUUUACUGACAAAUUCGAUGGUUAUGUAUUUGUUGAUGACACUGGUGACGAGUAUCCAGCUACUGUUGAACUAGCACCUUACCAAAGAAUACCAAAAAAGAAAUUAGAUAAAGAUGCAAAUUGGGGUAAAAUACACGAGAACCCGGUGUUCUUAGAGUUUAAACGUAAUUUUGAACAGAAGACUAUAGACACUACGUUAAAAACUACUCAACACUUUUUUGAAUCUGUUGAAGAUAAAUCUCAAGAACAAGAUUUGAGUACACCACUACUUGAAUAUUUAGCAAAGCAGAAUGAUAGGCAACGUGUACGAGUUAAUCAAAGAGAUGAACGUCGUAAAAAAGUAUUUAUCAGAAAACAGGAAAAAGAAGAUGUUUGGAGAAACAAAAAAGUGGAAAAAGAAAUUUUCAUUAAAUCCAAACCCAUUACCAAAAGUAACAUAAUCAGUAAACGAGUAAUUGAUGAAAAACCAGUGAAAGAUACAAACCAAAAAAAAAUUAUUAAAAGUCAUAAAGAUGAUACAGGAUUAAAUGUUGAAAAAAUCAAACAUUGUGAUGAAAGUCAUAAAGUUAAGAGUGAAGAUACAACUAAAGUUGAUGAAGUUAAAAAAAUAGAAUUUAAAAUUAAAACAACCAAGCUAAAUAGUCCAACCAAAUGUUUUGAUAAUGAUUUAAAAGAAGAUAUUACUUCUAAACCUGAAAAAAUUAAUGUGGAUAUGUCUAAAGAAGAUAAUGAUAUAAAAAAGAAAUCGGAAACAUUGAAACCAGGAUAUUCAGAUAACAAAACAAGUGUAUUAUUAAAAUAUAAUAAAUGGCAUGAUGAUAAAGAAACAGUUGAAACUGGUGAAACUGAAAAUUAUAAAAAGCAUCGAUCUGAUAUGGAUAAAAAAUUUGUUUACAAUAAGCGAAUAGAUAAUCGCCGUCAAGAAUCCAAGACUGAUCGUCGCAUUAGAAAUAAGGAUCGCCCAGCUAUUGAAAUUUAUAGGCCUGGAAUGGGUAGACUAAGUAAGUUGAAAGCUGAGAAUGAUAAUAAUGUUGAAUCAGAAGCUCAGAAGUAACAACUGAAAUUCAAAUUAUAUUUAACAAAAUAUUGUUUUAAAUAUUUCUUGUAUAUAAUUUUUAAGCUGUUUCUUUAUAA
This is a messenger RNA of Melanaphis sacchari, 1453 nucleotides long. It is a transcript of the gene Upf3, whose product is annotated as regulator of nonsense transcripts 3B. The record is from RefSeq and is a predicted model, not a curated record. The coding region runs from base 27 to 1373 and encodes 448 amino acids. The transcript is spliced from 6 exons. Gene Ontology annotation, molecular function: mRNA binding. Gene Ontology annotation, cellular component: cytoplasm; nucleolus. NCBI's taxonomy places the organism in Eukaryota, Metazoa, Arthropoda, Insecta, Hemiptera, Aphididae. Gene Ontology annotation, biological process: nuclear-transcribed mRNA catabolic process, nonsense-mediated decay; positive regulation of translation.